CAAGAACGAGGUUUCCGUUUUCGUACCGUUUCACUUCAGGACAAACCAUGGCUGGAGAAAAACGAGCCCCUCGCCUUCACGUGGACGGCGCCAUUCUCGGUUACAAACGCGGUCUCCGCAACCAGCACAACUCGGUCUCCCUUAUCAAGAUCAAGGGAUGCGACAGUAAGGAGGAUGUGGAUUUCUAUUUGGGUAAAAAGGUAGCCUUUAUCACCAAGGCCGCCGAUGGUGCCUUUCGCGUCAACUGGGGCAAAGUCUGCCGACACCACGGAGGUAACGGUGUCGUUCGUUGCCGAUUUCGACGUGACUUGCCGCCCCAAUCCAUUGGCGGACGUGUCCGUGUUAUGCUUUACCCGAGCCGUGUUUAAUAUCUGCGAACGACGAGCUGGAAGAAAAGAACUAUAACACAUAUACAGAGCAUUGUAUGGUUUUCG
Messenger RNA from Phaeodactylum tricornutum CCAP 1055/1, 434 nucleotides. RefSeq lists its product with no specific name. Gene Ontology annotation, biological process: cytoplasmic translation; ribosomal large subunit biogenesis. Lineage: Eukaryota; Bacillariophyta; Bacillariophyceae; Surirellales; Neidiaceae. Gene Ontology annotation, cellular component: ribosome; cytosolic large ribosomal subunit. The record is from RefSeq and is a predicted model, not a curated record. The coding region runs from base 48 to 368 and encodes 106 amino acids. The transcript has 2 exons. Gene Ontology annotation, molecular function: structural constituent of ribosome.